AUGCCCGAAUUUAUAGACCUGAUCUCGUCUGAUCCCCCUGUGCCAGAAAAUUUAUCCUCGCAACAUGUACCGCAGUCAACGCAACCGAUUUCUCGACGUCCAUCCCGCCUGGGACUGAUCUCAUUGGACUCAAUUAGCGCCCCAUUGUUUACCCACGAUGACAGUGACAUACCUCCCAAGAAGCGAAGAGUUAGCCGCGAGAGACAGUCACCCCUCCGAUCCGCGCAAUCAGCUUUGGGACCUGCCGAGUCAGCGUUUUCCGAGUCGGCGUUCCCAAGCUCAUUACCCUCAAUACAAUUCUCGGACGACGACUUUAGCUUUCCACCCUCACGCCCCGCCGCGCCCAAGACACAACCGGCUCCAAACGUGGACAAUUCAGAUCCUAUUGUUUUCACGUCCCCUGUCUCGGCAAGGCCACCUAAAAUCAUGCCUUCAAACCCUCUCAACCGAUUCUCCGGCCCUCAACAUCCAACUUCUCAAAACAAAACCUACGACCUACCUGACAUCAUCACCAUUGAUGAGGAUGAUGAAGAUUUUUUGAAGGCUACUGGGAGAAACGGAGCCAAUCAGUUUACCCAAGACAGCAUAGAGGAAUUUAGUGAUCCGUUUUCCAUUCCGGGGUUCGCAGAUAUCAUUGGAAGUAAAACGGCUUCUAAACCAAUGUUUUCCAGCAAGACUGCGGAGUUGCUCGCUACUAUCAGUGCAAAGGACAAUUCUACGAGUGGGAAAGGUGCUUCGAAGGCAGGAAAUCGAAAAAGUAAGAGUGUGGGAACUGGUACGAGGGGUUCGAAUCAUUCUGAUGACGAAAUCGAUGAACCCAUUUCACCAAAGCGGCCAGCGAAGAAAUCCGGCAAAAUGACGACUGAAGAAAAAGAAGCCAAGGCCAAAGCUCGUGCCGAGGCAAAAGCACAGAAGGAGCUGGAGCGCGAGCUCGAAAAGGCAAGAAAACUAAAGCUGAAGGAAGAAAAAGCAAAACAGAAACAGGUGGCGGCAGAUAUUUCAGAAGUGAAUAAACUCAAGGUCGACAAGAAGGAUUCUACGCCGGAGAUGAUCACACACAUUGCAUCCUCACUGGAAGACGCUAGUCCCGAUCCCUAA
Penicillium pulvis is the source of this 1098-nucleotide messenger RNA. RefSeq lists its product as uncharacterized. The record is from RefSeq and is a predicted model, not a curated record. Bases 1 to 1098 code for a protein of 365 amino acids. The transcript has 2 exons. Lineage: Eukaryota; Fungi; Ascomycota; Eurotiomycetes; Eurotiales; Aspergillaceae.